Molecule: messenger RNA, 2844 nt
Organism: Drosophila subpulchrella
Lineage: Eukaryota; Metazoa; Arthropoda; Insecta; Diptera; Drosophilidae
Product: electroneutral sodium bicarbonate exchanger 1-like
Biological process (GO): monoatomic anion transport; regulation of intracellular pH; bicarbonate transport
Cellular component (GO): plasma membrane
Molecular function (GO): monoatomic anion transmembrane transporter activity; sodium:bicarbonate symporter activity; solute:inorganic anion antiporter activity
Source: RefSeq, a predicted model, not a curated record
AUGAUGUCCGACGAGAUCUUCCACGAGGUAGCGUACCGAGCUCGCAAGCGGGAUCACCUGCUGUCCGGAGUGGACGAGUUCCUCGAUGCAGUUACCGUGCUGCCGCCGGGCGAAUGGGAUCCCACCAUUCGGAUUGAGCCACCGGCGGCCAUUCCCUCCCAGGAAGUGCGCAAGCGUCCUCCAGAGUUGCCCAAGGAGGAGGUGGACGAGGAGGAGGAGGAGGCGCGCCUGAGGGAGGAGAACGGUCUGUCCCGGACGGGCCGAUUCUUCGGAGGCCUGAUCAACGACAUCAAGAGGAAGGCACCCUGGUACCUAAGCGACUACAAGGACUCUCUGUCCAUGCAGUGUGUGGCCUCCUGGAUCUUCCUGUACUUCGCCUGCCUGUCCCCGAUCAUUACGUUCGGUGGUCUGCUGGCUGAGGCCACUGGCAAGCACAUGGCUGCGAUGGAGUCCCUGGUGUCCGGGUUCGUUUGUGGCAUGGGCUAUGGCUUCUUUUCGGGUCAGCCGCUGACAAUUCUCGGGUCCACCGGUCCAGUCCUGGUCUUCGAGUCAAUUAUCUACGAGUUCUGUCUGAAGAUGGGCUGGGAAUAUAUGACCUUCCGGUUCUGGAUCGGCAAGUGGGUCGCCGACAUUUGUAUCGUCCUGACCGCGAUUGAUGCCAGUGCCCUCGUCUGCUACAUCACCCGUUUCACCGAGGAGAAUUUCGCCACCCUGAUCGCGUUUAUCUUUAUCUACAAGGCCAUUGAGAAUGUGAUGGUUAUCGGUAAGAACUUUCCGGUCAAUCAGGGGAUAUACGACUGUGUCUGUACACCGCCAAUUGGGAGCAAUGCUAGUGUGAUCGAGUAUGCCAAGUACAUGGACUAUUGUGAGUCCUACAAUGGCACCUUGGUUGGUGGAGACUGCGGCAGCCCGCCCACCGAAAACGUAUUCCUUAUGUCGGUGGUUCUCUGCGCCGGCACCUUCCUCAUUUCCACCGUUCUGAAGGAGUUCAAGAACGCCCUUUUCUUCCCCUCGAUUGUUCGCCAGUACAUUAGCGAUUUCUCCGUGCUGAUCGCGAAUUUCGCCAUGAGUUUCUUCGACUAUUCGCUGGGUGUGCCCACCCAGAAACUGGAGGUACCCAACGAGUUGAAGCCCACACUUAGCACCAGGGGCUGGCUCAUACCGCCAUUCUCCGAGAAGAACCCCUGGUGGUCGCCAAUAAUUGCCGUCUUUCCCGCCCUGCUCGGAACCAUCCUGAUCUUCAUGGACCAACAGAUCACGUCCGUAAUUGUGAAUCGCAAAGAGAACAAACUGAAGAAGGGCUGUGGCUACCAUCUGGAUCUGUUCAUCCUCUCGAUUCUGAUCGCCAUUUGCAGCGUGAUGGGUCUACCUUGGUUCGUGGCUGCCACCGUGCUGAGCAUCAACCACGUGAACUCGCUGAAACUGGAAUCGGAGUGCUCGGCCCCUGGCGAGAAGCCACAGUUCCUGGGAGUGCGCGAGCAGCGGGUGACCCACAUUCUGAUCUUCCUGACCAUCGGCGGCUCCGUGCUGCUGACCCCGCUGCUCCGUCACAUUCCCAUGCCAGUUCUGUUCGGCGUCUUUCUUUAUAUGGGCGUGGCCUCGCUCAAGGGUCUGCAGUUCUUCGAUCGCAUACUUAUCAUGUUCAUGCCGGCCAAGUACCAGCCGGACUAUAUGUUCCUGCGCCAGGUUCCCAUCAAACGCGUCCACUUGUUCACCAUUAUUCAGCUGGCCUGUCUCAUUAUUCUGUGGCUGAUCAAGUCCUUCUCGCAGACCUCGAUCCUGUUUCCCCUGAUGCUGGUGGUGAUGAUUGGUAUACGAAAGGCCCUGGAUCUGGUAUUCACUCGUCGCGAGCUGAAGAUUCUGGACGACAUAAUGCCGGAGAUGACGAAGCGGGCGGCGGCAGAUGACCUGCACAAACUGGACGCUGAGGUGGGCUUAUUGGCGCGAAUCUUCCCCUGGGGAAAAGGUAGUCGUGGCCGGGUGGUGACCAAGCCGCUGGGCCUCGAUGGUGGCCUCGCUGGGUCUGGUGGUGCGGGCAGUGCCGGUGGCGCUGUCCUCAUCAGCUGCUCCACCUCAAAUGCAAAUGAGAAGGAGUUCGAGGCACAGAGCAGUCUGCUCAAAAAGUAGAAGACACUGAACACCUACCGAGCACACACGCAUACUUAGACAAGAAAACACCCACACGCCCACAUCCACGUACACGCCGAAACAAAAGAAAAUCCCACGGACCAGUGCUGCCCAUAUCAUUUGCGUUUGCAGUGCUGCCCAGUCCCCCGCACAAAACCAACGAUUAGCGAUACUUGCUUCGAUCGUUUCGAUACCGAUAAACUCAAUUUUUAAUAUAUUAUUGAUUAAUUUGCAUUUUGUCGGUCUUGAUACAUCUUAAUCAGCUACCAUAGUUAUCUACCCAUAUAUAUAAAUAUGCAUUAUUCUCUGUUAUAUACGUUUUUAUCAUGUCUUUAACAGUAUUUUGUAAAUGUUUUCCCCCCACCCCACACCAUUAUAAUUUUAAAAAAUAUGGCAUGCAGCAAUUUUGCAUUUUGUUUUUAUAUAUACGAUAUUUUUUGAUACAAUUAUUUAACUACUUUUUGAUCCUUUGCUUAAAAAACGCUUUUAAACCACUUGUAAAUGCCAAACCUAUAAAAAAGAAAUUAUGUGGCUUUUCGUAGUGCAAAAAACGUGUUAUCUAUCCGAACCUACUCUAAAACUACUCUUACCCUAUAUAUAUAUAAACAAAUAUUAUAUUUAUAAAUGUAAAUGAAAUUCUAGCUUAAGUCAUAAUUAGUCAAACGUUUACACUGUACAACAAGUACCUUAAUGUAUUAAAUGGAACCUGUUAUGUUA